Cucumis melo (muskmelon) is the source of this 2220-nucleotide messenger RNA. Its product is annotated as vacuolar protein-sorting-associated protein 33 homolog. Gene Ontology annotation, biological process: vesicle-mediated transport; intracellular protein transport. The record is from RefSeq and is a predicted model, not a curated record. Gene Ontology annotation, cellular component: vacuole; CORVET complex. NCBI's taxonomy places the organism in Eukaryota, Viridiplantae, Streptophyta, Magnoliopsida, Cucurbitales, Cucurbitaceae. The transcript has 16 exons. Bases 991 to 1452 code for a protein of 153 amino acids.
ACAAAGGUCUUCUUCUCUGUUUCUAAUCAUCUGAGGUAAUCUUGUAGGUUUUUUAAUUCUUGGUGGAAAUUCUGGGAUACUCUGAAGUGAUUCUUGCUUUCUUAAUAGUUUUUGUUGUUUGUUUUCGUGCCAUUGUUGAAAAUCUUGAGGUUGUUCUUGAUUGGUUCCAUGUUGGGUUUAUUGCAAAAACUUCUCGAGUGUUUCUUGGUUGAUUAUCAACAAUUCUUCCUGUUAGAUCUAAAACCCAAAUGUCCAUACCCAAAGUGAAAUCUUCUUGUAUAAGAGAUUCUUCCACGCUAAUUUUCCAUUUACCACACAGGUGCUCUAUCUUAGAAUUCAAAGGACUUAACUUGAGUUACUUUCCGCCUUACAGUCGUACAAAUAUCAGAACUAUUAAAAAAUUUCCUCUUUUGUUUCAGGCAUUCAAAAGAGAGGAAUUUCUCUCUGUCUCUUUUAGUUGUACAUAAGAGAAGGGAUAGAAGAUUUCUGAAGGUAGAACGUUCAAUAAGUAGAAGAAUAUGAAAAGAAGAAAGAAAAUAGAGCAUGCUGAAGCAUUGCCCGAGGUAUGGACCUGGACAACUUCGAUUUCUCUUAUCUCAAGAGCUUGGAGAUUCUUUUUAUCUUACUUCACAGUUGACGUUCUUUCGGUUCUUUCACUCCCCCAGGGUUCACAGAAAAAUUUGAAUUUUUCAUUAGUUGUCGUGAGCUGGCCAAUGCAUUUUUCGAAUUGACAGAUCCUAUUGAUCAGGUGGUGGUUUUAGUUCUCAUUCCAAGCUUAAGAGGAAAUUGAUUUAUAUAUGCAGUGAGGUCGUUGAAAUAUACUGUCAUUGUUCAAUAUUUGCCAAGGGUCUAUCGAAAUCUACUCAUUCUUAAAGAAAGUUAGAUGGCCUUCUAGCAUUCUCCGAGAAAGUGUCAAGGCUAAAGCUGCAUUCAAUAUCUUCCUUUAUAUCCUUGCAAGCCAUGCUCAUUUGGUACACUGCAUCGUGCUGAAUGGCAUGGAUCGGAGAAUGGUUAGUUGGAAUGUUAGUUUUCUUUUGGAGCUGUCAGCUUUUGGAGCCAUUGCAGAGCCCUCUACCUAAUCGCUUGUUUACCUUUGGGGCAAUACCAAAUGUGAGGGCCAAAGGGAGAGCAUCAGUACGUGUUGCUGACAUUCUAAAUCAUUUGCAAACAGAGGAACCUAUUAACUCAAAUGAUAUGGUUGUGCCAGAGAUAAAUACACUCAUUCUUAUAUUUAGGGAGGUGGACAUGGUCACUCCCAUGUGUUCUCAGUUGACAUAUGAAGGGUUGUUUGAUGAGGUGGACAUGGUCACUCCCAUAUGUUCUCAGUUGACAUAUGAAGGGUUGUUUGAUGAGUUUUUGCAUGUGAGUAAUGGUUCUGUGGAGCUUGAUUCAUCGAUCAUGGGUGCUCAACAAGAUGGAAAAAAGAUCAAGGUUCCACUUAAUUCAAGCUGAAUGGGAUUUUCAUACCAAAUCCGCUUGAUAGGCCUCGUUCAGUUUUAUGCUUGAAACUAAAGGAGAAUUUGAGUUCAGACGAGCAUAUUAAUCAGGAUAUAGGUGUCACAACAUGUUUGUAAAUCGAAAUUGGAACCUGCAUAGGCUGCAUUAAUCUUUAUGAUGUCUAAACCAGCUGAAGCAAAGAAAUGGAGAAUUGCAGAAGCUUUCAUAGGAAGUCUAAUAAUAUGAUAUUUUCAGUUGCCCUCUGGCCUUUCUAAUCCUUGUUAUUAGCAGGCGAGGAUGAAGUUUCUGUUGUUCCUUUGAAUGAACCAUUGUCUGAUUUUACUGAUGAAGAUAUUAGAGAGUUUGCAUCUUUCAUUGGUGGAUCAUAUGUUGCCGAUGCUUCAAAAACUUUAAAUGGAGAGUUUACUGUGACUGAUGCUGUUAAGAUCAAUCUUCCUCUGUCUAAGGACUUGAAGAAUGCAAAGGCGAUUGUUGAUUGGAUAGAUUGGGCAGAGCCACAGUAUGACUUUAAUCCCAUUAUUGAUGAAUGGUGCCAAGAAGCUCCCGAAUAACUUGAUUUAUAUAUUCUAAUAAAUUUGAAUAAAUUUUGUAACCAACAGAUGGUCAGUUAAUGAUUGUGUUGGGUUGAAUGAUAUUAGUGACUAUCUUUUGUGAGAAUAUAUAUCUAAUCACACAAAUAGCAUUUUGCGUAGGACGAUACGAAUCUUUUAUGAAAAUAACAUAAAUAACAUUUUGAUGAUACAGACUCUUUCUGGAUUAUAA